AUGGCUGUGAUAAAACUGAAGAUUUUCGAUGUAAUCCCAGUGAGGUUCAAUUUAUGGGUGAUGUUGUUUACCAGUUGCUGGGUCGUGUAUAUGCUUAGAGUCAACAUGAGCUUGAAUCUGAUAGCUAUGGUACCACAACCGGUCAAAAACAUAACAUCAAAGUCCAAGUGUGGCAGCGAUAAUGUACCUUUAAAUGAAUCUUUAAAUCACGUUGAUGUUUCUGAUGUGAGGGAAGCACCGAGACAGGUGGCUGGCGGCACAUUCGAUUGGACAAAAGAUCAACAGGCAACGAUUCUCGGUUCAUAUUUUUGGUGUUACCCCAUAACGUCACUCAUUGGUGGUAUGGCAUCAGAACGAUGGGGUCCUAGAUACGUGGUAUUAAUUACAUCACUGGCCAGUGCUGUGUUAACAGCAUUAAGUCCAGCAGCUGCCAGACUUAAUUACGUAGCCCUGGUUAUUAUACGAUUCUUCCUUGGAUGUGCUGGGGGUUUCAUCUAUCCAGCGCUUCAUUGUCUGGUGGCUCGCUGGGCGCCACCAGCCGAAAAAGGAAAAUUCGUGAGCGCCAUGAUGGGUGGAACAUUAGGAACGGUAGUAACUUGGUCACUUACUGGUCCUUUGUUAGAGAGAUUCGGAUGGGCUUCGGCGUUUUACGUACCAGCUGGACUUACAUUUAUUUGGUGUGGAUUUUGGUGGUACCUUGUGGCAGACACGCCUUCAGAACAUCCUAGAAUUUCAGCGUCUGAAAGAAAAUACAUAUUAGAUGCCUUGGGAGAUAAAGUUAAGAAAUCGAAGGGUUUGCCGCCAUUCAGAAGAAUAAUUACAUCAUUCCCGUUCUUAGCGAUGAUUAUUUUACAUUUUGGAAAUCUGUGGGGAUUAUACUUUAUUAUGACAGUGGGACCAAAAUUUGUAUCAAGCGUUCUUGGAUUUGAAUUGUCAGCGGCAGGAAUAAUAUCCGCCUUGCCGUAUCUUGCAAGAUUAAUACUUGCAACUAUAUUUGGGGCUAUCGGAGACUGUAUUUUAGCGAAGAAGCUAAUGACAACAACUACUAUAAGGAAAUUCUUCUGCCUGUUUUCGCACAUUAUCCCUGGAAUCUUAUUAGUUUUGCUGGUGUAUACUGGAUGUUCCACAGCGUUGUCGGUUGCAAUGAUCACGAUGUCAAUGGGAUUCAAUGGCGCUGCAACGUUGACGAAUCUCCAAAAUCAUCAAGACUUGGCUCCUAACUAUGCAGGAACCUUGUAUGGUAUUGCAAAUUUCAUAGGCAGUACUGCUGGAUUUUUCACACCUAUGAUAACAGCAUAUUUUACGAAGACCGGGGAUAGUUUCGAACAAUGGCGGCCAGUAUUCUUUGUGGGAGCGUCUGUAUAUAUUGUGUCUGCGAUAUUUUUCAUACUCUUUGGAACUGGCAACACUCAGGCUUGGAACUUUGAUGACGAAUCUAAGCAAGAAGGAAAAGAGGAGAAGGGUCGCGCCGACGAUAUGAGCGAUAUGAAUGAAACAAUAAAAAAUUCUUACAAAGACCCGAAAGAAAAUCCCAUGAAUAUUACAACGCGUACUUAA
This is a messenger RNA of Danaus chrysippus (African queen), 1557 nucleotides long. NCBI's taxonomy places the organism in Eukaryota, Metazoa, Arthropoda, Insecta, Lepidoptera, Nymphalidae. The record is from the annotation of a GenBank genome assembly.